AGCUUACCAAGACGCCCCAAGAACCUCCGCCCGAUGUCGAGUUCCACCGCCGACUACAAGCUCUUCACGCCGCUGCAGCUGGCCAAGGGCCUCGAGCUCAAGAACCGCGUCGUGUACGGCCCCACUACCCGUGCGCGAGCUGACCCCGUCACCCAUGUGCCACUGGAGCGCAACGCUGUCUACUACGAGCAGCGGGCAAGUGCAGGAUUGAUUGUUACGGAGGGCUGCGCUGUCUCGGAGCAGGCGUUUGGCUGGUACGGCGCCCCAGCACUCUACACGGACGAGCAGCAGGAGGGCUGGCGCAAGGUCGUGGAGCGCGUGCACGCCAAGGGCGGCAAGAUCUUCUUGCAGCUGUGGCACAUGGGACGGCAGUCGCACCCAUCCUUCCACUCCACCAACAACGUCGUGUCAGCCUCAGCCACCCAAUGGGAAACGGGCAGAACGCGCAAUACCAGCGGCGAACACGCCGGGUUCGAGAAGGCUCGCGCGCUGCGCCUCGAAGAGAUUCCGGAGGUCGUCGACAUGUAUCGCCAAUGCGCUGAACGGGCCAAGACUGUUGGCUUUGAUGGCGUGGAAGUGCACGGUGCCAAUGGCUACCUGCCCGACCAGUUCCUCCAAUCAUGCACGAACCACCGGACGGACAAGUACGGCGGCUCGUUCGAGAACCGCUACCGCUUCCUCGGCGAGGUCAUCGAAGCUCUCAAGACCGUGUAUCCGGCUAAUCGAAUUGCCGUGAGACUGUCCCCGAACGGUCAGUAUGGCGGCAUGGGCAGCUUGGACAACGCGGAGAUGUUCACAUACGCGUUCGAACGCUUGUCGGAACACGGAUUGGCGUACUUGGCCAUGCUGGACGGCUUCGGGUUCGGCUAUAUGUCGCAAGGCCGCUUGCUGACCGCCUUUGACGCCAAGAAGGCGUUCAAAGGAACCCUGAUCGCCAACAACAGCUACACGCGCGACGUUGCUGAAGGGGCCAUUCGCAGCGGCGCCGCGGACCUGGUGGGAUUCGCGAGGCUGUUUAUCUCGAACCCAGACCUCGUCGAACGCUUUCGGAACGACUGGCCGCUCAACCCGUUGCCGGACCACGCGUUUUUCUGGGACGCCUCCAAGGGUGAUGAAGGCUACAACACAUUCCACCUCUACAAAGCCGCCGGUGAGCAAAAUCCAGCAACUGUCGCGUAG
Molecule: messenger RNA, 1179 nt
Organism: Phytophthora sojae
Lineage: Eukaryota; Oomycota; Peronosporomycetes; Peronosporales; Peronosporaceae
Exons: 1
Coding region: 34-1179 (381 amino acids)
Molecular function (GO): oxidoreductase activity; FMN binding
Source: RefSeq, a predicted model, not a curated record